AAACUCCAAUCCUGGCCUGAAAGGACAGAGUCCACAUGGUAAGGUGACCUGAGACAAGUGUGGGGGAUGGGGAACCGGUCAGAACUGUCUUCUGGAGAGCACCAGCUGGGUCCUGGAUUUCAGAGAACCUUGCUGUCUGGAGAAAAAGAGAAGACAAAAAAAUGUGACUGCUUUGAAAUGUAUCCCACCUACAUUGUGAAGCAGUGCCUCAUAAGGCAAUUUGCAAGUGUGUACUUCGUUCCCGAAUCCAAGUUUGAAGUGAGUCAUUGUGAUUCAGUAGUAACAGGUACAGCUUUGCUUCUCAAGUCUACUGCAGGAAUCGGAGUUUUCAACAGGGUGACAAAGAAUAAGUUUUAGAGGGAAAGCUGAAAUCUAAGGUGAAAAAUUCAUAUUGAAGUGGCUCAUCUAAUUCCUGCCUGCAAAAGGAAGUAGCAGUAAGUUGGGAAGUACAAACCUGCCUCAAUUUCAAUUUUGAAAACUUUAACUCAUCAGAGUCAAAACCUCUUGAAGGAUAUGUUACUAUGACGUUCUUUCCUCAUUUCUCCCUCCCUCCCCACCCCAAGCCUAUGUUUGAUUUAUAAGAGUCAGCUUGCUCUAGUAGAUAGCGGGCCAACCUUAGAGGCAGGCAGUCCUGCCCUGGAUAGCAAAUCGUGACCGUGGACAAAUAACAUUCUAUUGAGCUAGGGUUGGGGAAAGUAUGUACAUAGAUAAAUGUAAAAUAAUUUGGAGAAAAGUACACUAUUAACUGAAGGAUCAGGGAAGACCUUUUGUAAAACUAAGUUACCGAGGAAUUGCCAAUUUGCACCAGUUCCGCGCCCCAAGUCCCCCACAAGUCUGCCCUUCUGAGCCCCUCCUCCCAACCCCCAAGUAAUAAGCUAUGCAGAUGUAAGAUUAGCAGCUUUCAAAUAUAUUUCCUUUAUUAGAUUUCUUAGCAAUGCAUGGGAAACUUUUUUACCUAUCAAUCUAUUUCAAUAAUUAGUUUUACCAACUUGCAAACUGGUCACUUCAAGCUUCACUCUGCUUAUUUACCAUGGUUAUCUAAGAGAACCACAGAAGGCAAUAUUCCUCCCACAAUGUAAAGUAACUGAGCCUGUUCAGCUACUUUGACAACUGUUCUGCGUUUUAACUGAAACAGAUCUAAAUUCUGGACUGCGGCCACAACUUGGCAAAAACCGAAUCCAGAGUUCACAGGUGUCUGUUUUUAAUGCGUGUGUAUGUCUUGAGAAGUUCCAAAAUCAAAAUCCCAAGUCUCAGAAAUCCUGUCCUCCCUCGGGAUGGGUAUAUUGACCCCCCACUAACUCGCUAGCGCUAAGUCCCUCUGAAAAGUCCGACGCCUCUCACGCGGCACUAAGCCCGUCUUCAGCCUUUGUGUGUACCGAGGAACUACGGGAAGAAGCAAAGAAGAGAUCGUGGUCAGCCCCGGAUUAAAACAAAAUCUCCACAUAUGGAUGAUCCUGAGAAGACAAACCAAAAAUGUGAAAGCAAACCCCGAAAAGUAAGAUUUAAAAUAUCAUCAUCCUACAGUGGUAGAGUAUUGAAGCAGGUUUUUGAAGAUGGCCAGGAGCUUGAAUCCCCAAAAGAUGAAUACCCUCACAGCUUUAUCCAAGAGUCCUUUGAACCAGCGGAGAGUGUCUAUGGGGCUGGAGAAGCUCCCAAACCAAGAUUUUAUUCUACAAAACUGACUGCUCAGCGAAUCAGCGUUUAUAGAGAGGGAAAUGCCUACACCCUGGCAGGUAGCCAGCCUCUCUUCAAUGAUUACAAAACUAAUGACCACAAGUCUCCACCCAUUUUAGAUUUUGGCAAGAUAAUCAUCUAUACUAAUAACCUGAAAAUCAUCCGAACUACAAUGGACAAAAAAGACUUCAUGAGAAAAGUCCUCCAGAAGGGAGAAGAGGCUGAGGAACACUCUUUGGUGAGCAAAGAAGAUGGUGAUGGAGAUAGUGAUCAGACUGAUGGCCCACUACCAGAAACAGAAACUACAUUUGCCCACAACCAAUUUAUCCAGGAAGGGGAGAUCCCUGAACAUAAUUGCUUCCACUGUAGAGGAUCAGGCAGCGCUACUUGUUCCCUAUGCCAUGGAAGCAAAUUUUCAAUGUUGGCUAAUAGAUUUAAAGAAUCUUACCGGGCCCUGCGAUGUCGUGCUUGUAAUGAGAAUGGCCUCCAGCCCUGCCAGAUUUGCAACCAAUAAGUUGUGACUUCCAUAUGUCUGGUUUGAUUGUUUGGAUUGGUUUCUGACAAACUUCCUGGUCUUUCAUUUGAUCUUAUCAGUAAUUGUUGUCACCUGUGUCACCAAUAAAUCUGAAGGGGGGUGGGAGGAAGAUGAAAGGAGGGCAAUUUAAGCACCCUAGACAUUUGGGAUUUUCACUUUGUUCUGGAACUAAUGCUGAGAAUAUUCUCUAGAGGGCCUCAGCUCAUUUCUCCUAUGAUAGUGAAAAGUACACUGCUUUGAAACAAUUUUUUUUUUUUGUGAUUGUUUUGCAUAUUCAUUUCAAAAAACAUUAAGUUUCCGUGAGGCUGUACAAGAUACUGUACUGUGUACUGCUAUCACAAAGGUAAAAAUGAAAAUCUCUGCCCUUUGGAAGCUUAUAAUCUAAUGAACAAAAGUACAAAAAUAUGAAAUAUAUACCAAGUGACACAAGGUAAUUUCAAGACACUCAGCUGGAAGAUCAGAAAAACCCUUAUGUAAGGAAGUGACCCCUGAACUCCACUUGGAAGGAAACUGGGGAUUCUUAGUCAGCAGUUAGAAAUGAAGGCAUUCCAGACAUGGCUGAUGGCAGCCAACCUGCAUAAGCAAAAAAAAAGAGUGAAAUAGCAAGAUUCUGGUGAAUAGAAUUCUGAUUGCUUGAAAAACAUAUUAAAUUGUCUUUGGUCAAAUUGACAUUCUAAUUUACUAGGAAAGACAGGGAUUCGGGAUAUCUAGCAAGUGAUUGUUAGAAAUGCAGAUGGUAGGAACUUUCUAGGUAAGAUAGGUAAAUGUAGGUGAUCCUUUUUUUCCAGAGCCUUUAGAUGAUUGUGCCUGAUAUGUUUGGGUAAUAGUUGCACAAAUGACAAGGAAUAUGAUAACCUUGAGAUACAUGAUAAAAAAAGACAUUGCUAUGUGCCUUUAGCUACAGAAGUUUUAAACCAAGUCAAAGUUGGUUAUGACAAAUUUGGUGCUUAGAUGGGCAUGUGAUUGUAGACUUUCCUCAGUCCCAAAUUAUUAAUAUGAAAAUAAAUUCAUUUUAAUUCUAUAAUCUCUCAUCUCUCCACAAAUGUUGAUAGGUGAAAACAACAUAUUGCUAAUACCUUUUUUUUUUUUUUUUUGAGAUCCUCCUUCAAAUCUAUUUUUGCCUCAAUCAAGAUAGGAUUAGAAAUGUUCCCUUCUCUAUGUAUGCCCAUAUACAGAGGGAAGUAUAAUAGGGUGGGUGAGUAAUAGUAAGUAUUGAUGUCUUAGGGAUUUACUUAUCUCCAAGAUUUAACUCUUAAAAUAAUUUCAUAGUGUAAUUCUUUCCAGGCAACUUAGAUCUUUUUCUGAAAAGAUGAAAACAUUUCUUUAGCAGGUAAACAUUUUCUAUAUUCAAUUUCUUUUAUUAGGUUCCCUACACCAUGACAUGCUAUCACUCACUCAUCUUUACAUAUCUCUGUAAUUAACUACCUCCCACCUUUCUUUGUCUUUCAUGGUAUUCUAUCAGCUAUUGGAAUUGUGACAUGAGCCAGAAUUACAAAGAAGGAACUGAUGUAAAACCACUAUUUAAUCAAUCCCCCUGUCUUCAGGAAUUAUACUUUAGUAUAAUGGAUCCCCCCCCCUCCUCCCUCCCCCCACACACAUACACAAGCUCCCAUAUUUUAUUGGCUGUUUAUUAUUCUAAAUAUGUUCUUUUAUACUGAAUAAUAAAUGUAUCAUUAGUGGGUGUACCAUUUCUUACUUUAACUGCCAAGUGUGGAAUUAUAUAUUUUGGUGGUAUAGAAACUGAUGAAAUGUUUUGUUUGGAUGGCUGUUUAAAAGAAUUACUGCUAUGAUUCCCAUACCUGCAAUUGAAUGAGUCUUAGGGCAAAUAAUCUGAUUUUGGACCAUCCCUGAUUUCUGAACUUUGAUGUGACUACAGUUUUUUGACCAUUUUGUGGGCUAAGGAAAUCACUGGUCUUCUUGCAGAAAUGGUCAUACUAUGACCAAAAAAGCAUAAAAAUCCCUCCCUCAUGUUUUAACUUUGAAUCAAACUAUUAUAUUAUGUUCAGGUUUUAAAACUCCCCUCUCCCUUCCCCCACCUCCUCACAUAAGUCGUUGUAUGAUGAUGCCAAAUAAAGCAAUUAUUUGCAUUUGUAA
Molecule: messenger RNA, 4303 nt
Organism: Antechinus flavipes (yellow-footed antechinus)
Lineage: Eukaryota; Metazoa; Chordata; Mammalia; Dasyuromorphia; Dasyuridae
Gene: GRXCR2
Product: glutaredoxin and cysteine rich domain containing 2
Exons: 4
Coding region: 1445-2188 (247 amino acids)
Biological process (GO): sensory perception of sound
Cellular component (GO): microvillus; stereocilium shaft; stereocilium base
Source: RefSeq, a predicted model, not a curated record